AUGAGGGCUCUGCGUGAAGUGCACGCAAAGACGGUGAGGCUUUGUAGUGGCACUUUGCUCACAGAACCGAGCGGCGCAGGGAAGAAUUCUGAGCUGGGGUACUCGAUGGGUGUGGAGAUAAUCUCCUGCAUGCAAGACGGCGCGUUGAAGCUGCGCAAUGAGCGAAACGAAGGCGCGCUUUGA
Leptomonas pyrrhocoris is the source of this 183-nucleotide messenger RNA. RefSeq lists its product as hypothetical. The record is from RefSeq and is a predicted model, not a curated record. The coding region runs from base 1 to 183 and encodes 60 amino acids. The transcript has a single exon. NCBI's taxonomy places the organism in Eukaryota, Euglenozoa, Kinetoplastea, Trypanosomatida, Trypanosomatidae.